GUCCAGUUUUACCUUGGUAUGUCCAGUUUCCAGUCAUUUCACUAAUGUCAAAAUCUGUCAUAAUUGUGAAAGGUCUAUAUUGCUCACAAAUUAUUUUCUGAAAGAAGCGAAAAGUUUUCAGUCUUUUAGACGUUUCUAAAUAAUUAUUACAAAAUAUGAGUUCUGCCAAAAUGCUUAACUUAUCCAGAGUUGUCGUUCGUAACCUAACCACAUCUGCUCCACGCCGUGUCGCAUCAAAGAAUGAAGUAGAAAAGGGUUACUUCGAAUUGAAGAAAGUGCAGGAGCACUUUCAAAAAUCCGAUGGCAAACCAGUGUUCCUUAAGGGAUCAUUUGCCGAUCAACUUUUGUACCGUUUAACCGUCGCUCUCAGUUUGGCCGGUAUUGGUGGCAUGGUGAAAUUGUUCUACGAUUUGAGCGUUCCCCAAAGCCAAGAUUAAAUGCGUAACAACAAUGGCUAACAACGCAUCUGUAAUUAAUGUUUUAAAUUAAGCUUUCAAAGUGUAAAAACAUAUGACUAACUUGGAUGUAUCUGUAUGUUUCCUUGUUUUGUGUUGCAGAAUGGUGGAGUAGUGCAAUAUCUAUUGUCUUAACUAUCCAUAAAUGUUUUAUGUUAAAGAUUAAACAUUCACAUAAAUGCAUUUAAAACAUGGAAAUAUACGUAAUACAAAAAACACAAA
Messenger RNA from Bactrocera oleae (olive fruit fly), 677 nucleotides. RefSeq names its product Cytochrome c oxidase subunit 7A (gene COX7A). NCBI's taxonomy places the organism in Eukaryota, Metazoa, Arthropoda, Insecta, Diptera, Tephritidae. The record is from RefSeq and is a predicted model, not a curated record. Gene Ontology annotation, biological process: regulation of oxidative phosphorylation; mitochondrial respirasome assembly; mitochondrial electron transport, cytochrome c to oxygen.